AUGCCCAAAUCGAGAAACAUGUUUAAAAAACUAUUCAAUAGUAGAAAAUCUAAGAAAGAUAUAGAGGAGAUCGUGGCACAACGAGGACCGAAGCAAUUCACUUUUGAAACCCUUUAUUCUGCAACAGAAGGUUUCCAUGAGAAAAACAAGCUUGGCAGAGGCGGUUUUGCUAAUGUGUACAAGGGAGUGUUGAAGAAUGGGAGAAAGAUUGCGGUGAAGAAACCUUUGGUGAUCUCAGAGAAGGGAAAGAAGGAUUUCAUGAACGAGGCGAAGUUGCUGCUGGAGUGUGCAAACCACCGAAAUGUUGUGAAGUUUCUGGGUUUUUGUUCACACGGUGAAGAGAUACUGCUCGUAUUUGAUUUUUCCAUUAAUGGCAACCUCGACAACCUUCUUUUCAAGACUGGUAGAGCAGAUGAGCUUGAUUGGAAGCGAACAUAUGACAUAAUCCUGGGCAUUGCCCGGGGAUUGCGUUACCUUCAUGAAGAGGCUCACAGUGUGAUUAUCCACUUUGACAUCAAACCUGCCAAUAUCCUAAUCGACGAGAAUUGGGUCCCCAAAAUUGCUGAUUUUGGCACCGCCAGCCUCUUCCCUCAAGAUCAAACGGAUGUUAAUAUCAGUCAAGUUGCUGGUACCCCUGGGUAUUUGGCUCCCGAGUGCUACGUGUAUGGGCCUCUCUCUGUGAAGGCGGACACAUACAGCUUUGGGGUUGUGGUUUUGGAGCUGAUAAGCAAUCAAAAGAAUUGGCUAUCCACGCUCGCUCUUCCAAUGGUGAAGUUCUGCGGGAUAAAGUAAGAAUAAGCACCUGAUCCACAUUUUUAGUUUGAACUGAGUUGGAUUUGCAU
Messenger RNA from Camellia sinensis, 842 nucleotides. NCBI's taxonomy places the organism in Eukaryota, Viridiplantae, Streptophyta, Magnoliopsida, Ericales, Theaceae. The record is from RefSeq and is a predicted model, not a curated record.